Messenger RNA from Microplitis demolitor, 1795 nucleotides. RefSeq names its product arf-GAP domain and FG repeat-containing protein 1 (gene drongo). Bases 220 to 1500 code for a protein of 426 amino acids. Lineage: Eukaryota; Metazoa; Arthropoda; Insecta; Hymenoptera; Braconidae. The record is from RefSeq and is a predicted model, not a curated record. The transcript has 6 exons. Gene Ontology annotation, molecular function: GTPase activator activity.
UUUUACUUAGACAACGUUAACUCAGAUGGUAGUAGGUUCUCUGAUAUCUCUUUCUUUUUCUCACUCGAGUAUCCUCUCUUUUCUCUGUUCACCAAUUCUUUAGUCUCAUUGAGUCAGUUGAAGUUGAGUCUGGUUGAGUCAGUCAGUUACGCGAGAACUGCUGUGGACGUAACAUUAUACUAUAGUUUAUUGUAAAUAAAAUAAGAAAGGAAUAAAACAAUGGCGUCUGCAAAGAGAAAGCAAGAUGAGAAACAUCUGAAAAUACUUCGUGAAUUAGUAUCACAACCUGGAAAUAAAGAAUGUUUUGAUUGUCGACAACGAGGACCAACUUAUGUCAAUAUGACCAUUGGUUCCUUUGUAUGUACUUCAUGUUCUGGUUUGCUACGAGGCUUAACACCACCACAUAGAGUUAAAUCUAUUUCAAUGGCAACAUUUACUGUUGAAGAAAUUGAAUUUAUAAAACAACGUGGUAAUGAACAUUGCAAAAGAAUAUGGCUGGGAUUGGUUAAUUCAAAUACUCCAAUAACAAUUGAUACUAAAGAUGAACAAAAAAUGAAAGAUUUAAUGUCUGCUAAAUAUGAACAUAAAAGAUAUUAUUUAGAUCCAUCGAUGGCUAAUGACAAUUGUAAUAAUCAAAAAGUACAAUCAACCUCUUCUGAUAGUACACUACGAUCAAAUCAAACUAAUAUACCUAGAGUACCAAAUGUUGGGACAUUGCCAACAUUGAAUACACCUAAUCAAAAGAAAAAAAAUACUACAGAGACUAUUCCAACAUUUACUACUGAUUUUGUUGCUGAUUUUAGUCAAGUACCCGAUCCUUUUGUAUCUGCUGCACCAACAUCACAAUUUUCUGGGUCUAUUCAACCACAAGCUUCUUUUGCUAACUUUGACAAUAAUCCAGCAUUUGAUUCUUCCAAGAAUUUAUCAAAUUCGUUUAAUUCAAUUGGAAAAUCUGUGAGCAACUUCAACGGUGUCAAUGCACCACCUCCAGAAGACCGAUACGCUGCGCUUAAAGAUUUAGAUUCAUUGAUGAAAAAAACCCAAUUAAAAGAAGAACCGCCUGUUAAUGUGUCAUCUGCGUGGAUUACAAAUAACUCAAACACUUCUAACUCACUUUGGACAAACAAUGAUCAAACAAAGCACAUCAUUUCAAAUCCAUUCACGGGAAAUGAUUUGUGGAAACCAUCAUUUCAUGUGAUCAAUAAUAAUAAUAAUAAUAAUAAUAAUAACAACAAUAAUAAUAGUAAUAAUAACAAUCAUACGCAAGCUAUGGACAAUACUUUUUAUAACUCUGCAAAUCCAUUUAACUCAACAUUAUAUUCAGCAACUAAUGGAUUUGGUACUCAAAAUAAUACGGAUGUACUUGCAUCUAGUCAACUGAUGACUCCACUCUCCGGAAAAGUGUGGCAUCCGACUGUGCCACCUUAUCAGGCAAACCCUUUUAUGGUUGGUACAGGUGUAGGAAAUUUAACGAGAAGUUCGAACAAUCCCUUUUUAUGAUUAAACUUUACGUUAUUGAGCUGACAAACUUUAAAACAUAACGCUAAAUACGUAUAUGUGUAGUGUAGGUGAAUUCCAUUACAUGAUUUUAUAAUUAUAUGGCAUUUAGUGCCAUUAAUUUUUAUUCCUAUAUAUUUAUAGAUAUAUAUAUAUUUUUUUUUAAUUUUUUUUUUUCCAUUUUUAUUUAUUUAAGCACUUUUUCUUCCAUGACUGUCAUUCUUUUAUUCAUACUAUAACUAAAAUAUGAUUUAUUUAUGUAUAAAAUGAUACACGUUAAAUAAAGAUUAAUAUUUGU